Sodiomyces alkalinus F11 is the source of this 705-nucleotide messenger RNA. RefSeq lists its product as hypothetical. The record is from RefSeq and is a predicted model, not a curated record. Lineage: Eukaryota; Fungi; Ascomycota; Sordariomycetes; Glomerellales; Plectosphaerellaceae. The coding region runs from base 1 to 705 and encodes 234 amino acids. The transcript is spliced from 6 exons.
AUGCCCGGAGAGACCAAAAACAAACCAGGCUCAUGCAAGGCACAGAAGACAUCAUCCAAUUUCUUCAUCCCAACAGCCCAGAUUUUUAUCAAGCUGAACGGACAAGGGACCGGCCCCGGCCGCUGCUAUCAAGCAUGCAAACUCGACUGGUUCGAUGCCAAUUAUGACCAUGUCUCGUUUGUGAGCCGUCCUGGUCGGGGUACCGUUCCUUCGUCCGCUGUUGGCCUCAGGCGAACCAGCAGCAUUGCCGACACUAGCAGGUCGAAGAGCAGCCGUCCCGCGUCAGUAAUCUCCCUUGUCCGGCGGCAAAGGAUGCGCUUUGUAAUACCUCCAAGUCGUAUCUCCGGCGUCUGGAUGGCAGAGAGGGCAGUCGGUCUUACCGAUUACCUUGGCCCAGUUCCGAGCACUGCGAAUAGUCCAACAGCGACGAGUAGCAUUUGGGGGCCUUUGAAUUGUCACAUAUGCAUCGCUUCGAAAGUCUGGAAUGCACGAGACUUCCACGCCGGCAACAUUAUUCCAGAGGAGAUCGGUCCUCUGUCUCGCGUGUUCAAAUAUUUAAACUGGGCAGCUCUGCCAUCGUCACCCAGGCAAGGCUACCUGAAACGUAUCUUUGAGCUCCAGCUCUCUCACGCUCUCUCACCCACCCGUUGCCAUUGGAAUGAGAUUGGAACACAAAAUUCGACCUCGAACAUGUCGAACGGAUAA